GAGAGACAUCACGUGAAAUGUGAUGAGUUUCUUAACCGAAAUGAAUGCUACUUUGCUUUGAAUGAAAUCUCCACGCCGAACCCCGUGGAUGAGACAAAAGUGAGAAAAGAAGAUAUUGAUACAAGUGAAAAUGAAUUGAACGAAAUACAUGAUGUGAGGGGUGAAGAGUUCAUGGAUUUCAAUGUGGAUUUAAAUGUGUUAGGUGAUCAUCGUGUACAUGGAGAUUCACCUAGUGAUCGAGAAAAAUCAUUGAACAACCAAGGUGAAACUCGUGAAUUGAAAGAGGAUGUGGUCUGCAAUUAUCGGGUCACCCAACAAAUCGGGAAUGCAUACGAUGACUCUGACAUAAAAAAUCAAUUGUCGCUGUUGAUUGCACGAGUAAGUAAUAUCGAGAGACAAGCAAAGUAUGUACAAGAUGACUUUUUCAUAAGAAAUCAAUUAUCAUUGUUUGGUGCACGAUUAAGUGGUUUCGAGCAACAAAUGACUCAGUUAAUGAAUACCAUGGGUGAGGUGCUGAUCCGAUGUGUCACCCGAUCUGCCAGUGGAGAUCAAUUUGGGGACCAGCCAAGUAGUCAAGAAAAUGUUGAUAAAUUCAAGGAUGUACUUAAAGAACUGAAAAUUUUAGAGUUAAAAAUUCCAUCAAUGAUAUGGGAUACAUGGGAUGUAAUAUGUCGCAAGGCAAACAAUGCACACAUAUCAUCAAACGUUACCGGACAAAAAAUCGAGGUAGAUACCGUAUUGAAAAAAAAAAUAGACGAAGAUACCGCGUUGAAGCAAAAAAUAGAGAAAGAUAUCGCAUUGAAGAAAAAAAUAGAGGAAGAUACUGCGUUGAAGCAAAAAAUAGAGGAAAAUACUGCGUUUAAGCAAAAAAUAGAGGAAGAUACUGUGUUGGCAAAAAAACUAGAGAAAGAUACCGUGUUGGAGAAACAAAUAGAGGAAGAUAUCAUUUACAUCCACGAAAAUGAACAACUUAUUAGCGCAAAAGAGAAAGAAAGUCCAAUAAACCCUAUAGGAGCAGACUUCGACGCCAUAAUCAAAUUCUUGUUUGAUCCAAACUUGGAUCAGAGUACUUGGGUGAUAAACUUUGGAGGACGAGGAUGCAACAGGAAGAACUUGAUGGGCUUGAAGCCUUGUGAAUUCAUAGAUGGAAUUGUGAUAGAUUGUGUAGCAUUUUUGUGCACACGAAAAAGUAUAGAGGGUAGAAUGGAAGAUGCUCGAUGGUACUUCCCCGCAAUAUUUGCCCAACUUUGUUUGACUGGAAAUUUUCCCGAUGAGCAUAUCAUAAACACCAUUGAUUAUUGUACAAGUCGAAUGGAUGAUUGUUAUCAGAUAUACUUACCAGUAAAUGAUCUCCGUGGUCACUGGUUCCUUGCAAUUAUUGACUUUGAUAACAAAGAGGUCAACAUUUGUGAUUCAGCAGCAUCGAGAGAAUCAAAUAAUUAUAGGAGAGAUUUACUCGAUCAAGUGAUUAUUCGAAUGGAGCAUUUGAUACAAAAAUGGAGACCAAAGGAGUACGCAAUAAAAAACAUAAAAGAUAGUUUCAGUUAUGAAUAUCCAGACUGGGUUCCUAGACAACCAAACGGGUAUAUAUAUAUAAUAAUAAUAAUAUGUUAA
Molecule: messenger RNA, 1614 nt
Organism: Erythranthe guttata (spotted monkey flower)
Lineage: Eukaryota; Viridiplantae; Streptophyta; Magnoliopsida; Lamiales; Phrymaceae
Source: RefSeq, a predicted model, not a curated record